AUGUACGCCUUAAGGAAUGAAUCUAUCUAUUUAUCUAUCUAUCUAUCUAUCUAUCUAUCUAUCUAUCUAAUCUAUUUCAGUCUGUUCAUUAUCUGUCUAUCACAGUUUAAACCAAAAUCUAUCUCUAUCUAUAUCUAUCUAUCUAUCUAUCUAUCUAUCUAUCUAUCUCUUUCAUAUCUAUCUAUCUAUCUAUCUAUCUAUCUAUCUAUCUAUCUAUCUAUCUAUCUCUGUACAUAUCUAUCUUUCUAUAAAUCUAUUUCAAUCAGUUCAUAUAUAUCUAUCUAUCUAUCUAUCUUAGGCUUUUGUUCAUAUCUAUCUAUCUAUCUAUCUAUCUAUCUAUCUAUCUAUCUAUCUAUCUUAGGCUUUUGUUCAUAUCUAUCUAUCUAUCUAUCUAUCUAUCUAAGGCCGUUCAUAUCUAUAUAUCUAUACAUCUAUUUCAAUCAGUUCAUAUGUAUGUAUAUAUCUAUUUCAGUCAGUCCAUAUCUAUCUAUCUCAAUUGAAAAUGUAAAAAUAUGUUCGCACAUGCGCACACGUGCACACAUCUCUCUCUCUUUCUUUCACUCCCUCUCUCUCUCUCUCCCUCUCUCUCUCUCUCUCUCUCUCUCUCUCUCUCUCUGCAUAAAUGCAUGGAGGCUAAAGACAGUAUUAUUAUAG
This is a messenger RNA of Acanthosepion pharaonis, 654 nucleotides long. The record is from the annotation of a GenBank genome assembly. NCBI's taxonomy places the organism in Eukaryota, Metazoa, Mollusca, Cephalopoda, Sepiida, Sepiidae.